AUGAAGGUCCUAAUUGUCGGCGCCAGUGGCAUGAUUGGAGGCGAAGCCCUGCUUCAAUGCCUCGCCAACCCUCAGGUUUCGAGUGUCGUCGCUUUUGUUCGCCGAGAACUUCCCUCCGACGUAUCAAAUAACCCAAAACUCAAAUCCGUGAUAGUCAAGGAUUUUUCAAAAUGGCCGGAAGACCUAUUGCUUGCCCACGCGGACGCCGUUGGCAUGAUUUGGGCCAUGGGAUCAUAUCGCGGUGAUGUUAAAGCCGACUUGGAGUACCCAUUUGCGUUCCAAGAAGCCAUGGUGCGAGUAUUGAAGCCCACCGGUCGUCAGUUUAACUACGUACAACUGAGUGGCAAGUUUGUCCGUCAAGACCAAGACACAAAACUAUGGUGGGGAAAUGAGCCGCGAAAGAUCAAGGGACAGCUUGAAACCAAAACUCUUGAACUUGCCAAGACCCAUCCCGAUGUAUGGAAGGCUUUUGUUCUCAAGCCCGGAGGUGUAGUACCCAAGACCAUGUUUGGCAGCGGAUUUCUCGGUAUUGUGACAUCUACGGGGAGAGUUAUGGGUGAGAAUUGGUCCGUCCACAUUGAAGAGUUGGGCGCUUUCAUGAUGUAUCUUGCACUUGAUGGCCAGGGAGAAGAGCCGCUGCUGCUCAACGCUCGAAUCGUGAGACGAGGGAGAGAGCUGUUGGAACUACAGAAGAAGACCGAGUCGUCUGCGAACUAG
Molecule: messenger RNA, 717 nt
Organism: Fusarium keratoplasticum
Lineage: Eukaryota; Fungi; Ascomycota; Sordariomycetes; Hypocreales; Nectriaceae
Exons: 3
Coding region: 1-717 (238 amino acids)
Source: RefSeq, a predicted model, not a curated record